Messenger RNA from Cetraspora pellucida, 147 nucleotides. Lineage: Eukaryota; Fungi; Glomeromycota; Glomeromycetes; Diversisporales; Gigasporaceae. The record is from the annotation of a GenBank genome assembly.
AUGGCACUAUUCGCUAGUACCGUUUUCAAUGGAAAUCAGAAACGGCAUUUGGAGAUCUCUCGAGGAAAUGCACCUGGUCUUGUUAAGAGCUUGCACCAAGAAUUAUUAAAGAAAAGGUCAGGGCAAAAGGAUUCGACUUGUAGAUGA